This is a messenger RNA of Phragmites australis (common reed), 3171 nucleotides long. Its product is annotated as G-type lectin S-receptor-like serine/threonine-protein kinase At4g27290. NCBI's taxonomy places the organism in Eukaryota, Viridiplantae, Streptophyta, Magnoliopsida, Poales, Poaceae. The coding region runs from base 95 to 2623 and encodes 842 amino acids. Gene Ontology annotation, molecular function: protein serine/threonine kinase activity; ATP binding. The transcript is spliced from 6 exons. Gene Ontology annotation, biological process: recognition of pollen; protein phosphorylation. The record is from RefSeq and is a predicted model, not a curated record.
UAAAAAAAAAUGAUUCAUACAGAACUGUAAGCUAUCAACCAAUAUAUACAAAGCAUGCGUGCAGCUCUAACCUUUCUUUCUCAUCCACGGCUCGAUGCGCAUGCAAGAGCCAUCCCAAACCAUGGAAGCAACCUACAGCCACCACCUUCUCAACCUUCUUCUCCUCUCCUUCUUGCUACUUUCUCCCAGAGCCUUCGCCGCCGGCGACAUUGCCGACACGUUCAGCAAGGGCCGCAACAUCACCGACAACGAGACGCUCGUCUCGGCCGAUGGCGCAUUCACCAUGGGUUUCUUCUCCCCCGGGGUGUCAACCAAGAGGUUCCUCGGAAUCUGGUUCACCGUGUCUCGUGACGCCGUCUGCUGGGUGGCCAACCGUGACCGCCCUCUCAACGACAACUCCGGCGUGCUGGUGCUCAGUGACGCCGGGAGCCUUCUCCUGCUAGACGGCUCCGGCCAGGUCACGUGGUCGUCGAACUCCAGCAGCCCCUCUCCCGUGGAGGCGCAGCUCCUUAACUCCGGCAAGCUAGUCGUGCGCAACCGAGGCAGCAGCACCGUCCUGUGGCAUUCUUUCGAUCACCCGUCGAACGUGUUGCUAUCCGGCAUGAAAGUGGGCAAGGAUUUUUGGAGCGGAGCCGAGUGGUACCUCACGUCAUGGCGUUCGGCCGAUGACCCGUCCCCGGGGGCCUACCGCCGGGUGCUGGACACCAACGGCCUACCCGACAAUAUCGUGUGGCAGGGCAACGUCAAGACGUUCCGCACGGGCCCGUGGAAUGGCCUGUGGUUCAGCGGCAUCCCGGAGGUCUUGACAUACUCGAGCUUAAUCGAGUACCAGAUGGUGACCACUCCGCGGGAGAUAACCUAUGGGUACGUUGUGAAAUCCGGCUCGCCCUUUACUUAUGUCGUGUUGACGGACACCGGCAUAGUCAAGCGCUUGGUUUGGGACGCGAGCAGCCGGGCAUGGCAGACCUACUACCAGGGCCCGAGGGACGUCUGCGACGCCUACGGUAAGUGCGGGCCGUUCGGUCUGUGCAACUCCAGUGCGGCGUCGACGUCGUUCUGCAGCUGCCUCAAGGGGUUCAGCCCGGCGUCGCCGUCAGCGUGGAACUUGAGGGAUACCUCGGCCGGAUGCCGGCGAAAAGUGAAGCUGGACUGUGGCGAUAAGAACCGAACGACGGACGGUUUUGUGCUAUUGCACGGGGUGAAGCUUCCCGACACGCACAAUGCGUCGGUGGACACGAGCAUCACGGUGGAGGAGUGCAGCGCGAGGUGCUUGGCCAACUGUACGUGCUUGGCCUACGCCGCCGCGGACAUCCGAGGAGGUGGAGGUGCUGGCAGUGGAUGCAUCAUCUGGACGGAUGAUAUCAUGGAUCUUCGGUACGUCGACCAAGGCCAGGAUAUGUAUCUGAGGUUGGCCCAGGUUGAGCUCCCGUCGCCGUCGACGUCGCCGUCGCCCCCGUCGUCCCGGUCGAUUCCUACUGCGCUGGUUGUUGGUGCAUCCGUAGCUUCCAUCGCUGUGAUUCUCCUAAUUUUGUUGGUUGUACUUGUGAUUAGGAGGCGACGGAGACUUACAAUCUCAGCUGCUCAAAGUCCUGCUCCGGCUGCCCCUUCUAUUGAACAGACUAAUCCUCCUCCGACUGUCCCUUCUGUUGAACUGUCUAGUUUGAAGGGGGCAACAGGAAAUUUCUCCGAAAGCAAUAUCAUUGGUCGUGGAGGAUUUGCCAUCGUCUAUGAGGGGCAUUUAUCCGAUGGUACAAAGGUUGCUGUAAAGAGGCUCAUACGGUCUUCUCUAACCGAGGUUGGCGGUGAGGAUUUCAUGAGAGAAGUGAAAGUGAUGUCGGAGCUCAGUCAUGCCAAUCUUGUUCAGCUCCUUUCUUACUGCAACGAUGGGAACGAACGGAUAUUAGUCUAUGAGUACAUGAAGAACAAGAGUUUGAACAUCUACAUAUUUGGCGGAGAUCCCAGAUUUCGCUCUUUGCUGAAUUGGGAGCGAAGGCUGGAAAUAAUUCGAGGGGUUGCAAAGGGUGUUGCUUAUCUUCAUGGACUAAGCAAGGAAGUGAUCCACAGGGAUUUAAAACCAUCCAAUAUUCUUCUGGAUGACAAUUGGAGACCAAAGAUCGCAGACUUUGGCACCGCCAAACUAUUUGUUGUUGACCAAACAGAUCCAACGCUGGUGCAAACAGCGGGGUACACGGCUCCAGAGUACAUAAUGGAACGGUAUAUGACACUGAAGUGUGAUGUGUACAGCUUCGGAGUCAUCUUGCUGGAGAUAAUCAGUGGCCAAAGGAACAGCACCAAGCCAACACUCCUUUCUGAUGCCUGGGAAUCUUGGAAUCAAGGUAGGAUCAGCAACCUUCUUGAUUCAACGGUGGCCCAACCAGAGCCUGUGCUCCUAUUUGAACUGGAGAGAUGCGUGCAAAUUGGCCUUCUCUGCGUGCAACAAUCGCCCGACGAUAGGCCUACCAUGUCUGCAGUAGUUACGAUGCUAAACAACAAUUCACAGUUCCGUCUGCCCAAAAGGCCCGUGCUCGACAGCAGAACCGGGUCUCCUUUCAGCGAAGCAAACCGCUCUACACAGCAUGCAUCCGGCACGUCAGGCGACAGCUACACGAUAUAUCUCACGUAACAGACCCGGAUCGACGAAAUUGCAAUGGUAAAUGUGUGAUUUGUGAGCUAGAUCAUUUCAGAUUGGUAUUAUGAAAAUUUCUUUCAGCUUGGUAUUCUGAAAAUUUCUUUCAGCUUGGGUUCCUCACUUUCUUCACGGUGUGGAUUUCACUCCACCAGGGUGUCUCUUAUUAUUGCUAGUCCACAGCUAGCACUUUAUAGCAGCCUGAAAUUGGUGCGUGUAAGCUUCAUACUGGUCUUUUUCCUCCUAUUCCUGUGGUGUUUGCCUUCGUUUUGUUUCAACCGGUUCAUGUUGCUUGAAUAUCACGACAUACCUGGCGGGACGUGUGGUGGAUUCGAUGGCAAACAUAUGGCAGCCCCGGUGGAGUGGCCACAAGUCGUGACGGAGCUUUGUCGCUUGGGUAUGACCUCUACUUACCUCGUGAAAUCGUUCAGGACUCUGUUGGGAAGAGAUGAAAGCUUCAUUAAGCCUCACGACGACCUUUCUACAAGCUAAUGCUGAGGAGGAUGCUCAGCUAAUGUGUAUUCAGUCAAUCAUACAACUGAAAA